GAUAUUUGAGACAAACGAUACUUGGUGAGCGCAGCUAUCGGAGGUUGUGGCGCAGCGAAUCGCUGCAGUUAACUUCGCCGCGCUUUGUAAAACGUGCUUUUCACGCCGGUUCUGCAUUAAAAUAUGUAUUAAAUAACAUUUUUAUUAGUUAAAAAUGUGUGUGAACAACUUAAAAGUGUCGUGCAGCAGUUGCAAAGUGUUAAUUUCGAGAAUUGAAAGCGAAUAGCAGCAACAAUUGGCUGCGUGUGGUGUGUGAAACGUGCGUUGUGUUUCGGCUUUUUGUUUUGAUUCUUAUCACGCUGCGAAACAGACGGCAAAAACGUGCGUCGCAAUGAAAAAUAAAGUAAAAACAAAAUGGAAAUGCUGUGAGAGUGCGCGCGCAACCCAAAAAAAAAAAACGAUGGAGCGUACGUUGUGAGAGACGCCACCGGUUCUUAUGCUGCCCGCUGCUUGAGAGCUUUCGCCAGUUGGAGCAGCGCAGCGCAGCGACGGCGACUGCGACUGCGACGGCAACGUCGACGACGGCGGCAGCAGCAGCGUUCAGUUGUGAGCAAGACUUUGCACUGUUCGGACGUCGCUCGCCGCACGCCCACGCAACGCCGACGCCGACGCAACACGCGACAACAGCAACCAAAAUAACAGCAACAACAACAACAACUGUAAGCAACAAUUGUAAUGCCAAUAAGAAACAUCAAAUGAUUGGGUUUAAUACGUCAAUUGCCAAUUGCGUUGCCAAUCAGAUUCUCAGUGCGAUACCGUUACGUGAACUCGCGAUCGUCGCGCGCCUCGUUAAAAAUUAAUUAAUUAUUAAUAUGCACGCUAAAAGGUCAAUGCAAAUCACAUCUAUAAUUAAAUAUAAAUAAUAAUUUACAAAUAACAAAAAAAAAAAUAAAUAAAUUGAUAACUGCAUGCGAAUUGCAUUGCCAAUUGGAAAACGUGUACGAACGUGUUCAAACGUGUUAAAACGUGUACGUGUGUGUGCGCGCGCGUGUGUGAGUGUUCGUGUGUGAGUGUUCGUGUGUGUGGUGUACUCUACGGUGUUUUUUUUAUUUCCACGUGGAUUGGAGAUUUCUUGUCCGCCGGUAAAUGUGAAUGUCGGCACGGAGCACACGGAUUUGAUGUAGACGCCGCGCCCUGGACGCAGCUCUCUACAUUGGGGCCCCCCACUUUGCAUUGGUACCAAACAAUGUCACGACGCAAACAGUCGAAUCCAAAGCCGUUGAAUAAAGGUGAUUGUUCCGAUACCACAGAAGAGAUGACCGUCGACAGCAGAGAAUCCAAAGAUUUGGGCGCACACGAGCUUAGCGAGGAGAAACAGCAGCCGCAGCAGCAGCUUGAGGACGAGCAGCUCGAAAACCAGAACCAAACUAGCAACGCCUCCGAGCAGCCCGAGGAGACAGACAUGGAUCAGGACAUGGUCGAGGAGGUCCAGGCAGCGCAGGAGGCCAGUGUGGCCGACAGCUCGACGACGCCGCCGCGUAGUCCCACGCCCGAGCUGGUGCCCAAGCUGGAGCGAGCUGAUACGCCGGUGACGCCGCCUUCAGCGGCAGCCACGCCCAGUCCGCCGGCAACGCCCACACCACCGACAAUGCUGCCCAAGCUGCGUCUGAAUGCGCUGCUUGCCUCCGAUCCAGCUCUAAAGCCGGACGCCAAGGAGCUACAUCCGCACGAGCCACGCCUGCUGGCGCCACCGCCGCAGCUGGCCAAACCCGAGCAGAGCCUGCCCGAUGCCAGCAGCCUGGUGGAGCCGCUGCUGAAGCCGGCGCGGUUUAUGUGCCUGCCCUGCGGCAUAGCCUUCAGCUCGCCCUCAACGCUGGAGGCGCACCAGGCCUACUAUUGCUCGCAUCGCAACAAGGACGCCGAUGAGGAGCAGACGCCAGCCGGCGACAAGCUAACAUCCGGCACAGCAGCUGGCGCCGGCUCCGGCAGCAAUGCCAACAGCAGCUCCAGCGGCGGCAGCUCCGGCUCGGAGCCACCAGCAAAAAUGGCGCGCACAGGCAAGCAAUACGCGUGCACGCAAUGCUCCUACAGCGCCGACAAGAAGGUCUCCCUCAAUCGGCACAUGCGCAUGCACCAGACCUCGCCGGCGGCGCCCAGCCUUAACAGCCUGGUGGCCAACGGCGGAGUUGCUGGUGUUGCUACGGCCGGCGCGCUCGAGGAGAGCUCUAGUCAACAAAUCGAUCGCUACUGCAGCGACUGUGAUAUACGCUUCAACAACAUCAAGACCUACCGCGCCCACAAGCAGCACUACUGCAGUUCCCGGCGCAGUGACGGACAACUGACGCCCAAGCCGGAAUCUGGCGCCGGCACAGGCCCUCCCGUUGCAACACCAGCACCAACUGCCACUGCAGCGGGCAAGCACAGCGGCGCCCACAGUCCGCAGAGCACGCGCAACAAGACGCCCACGCCGGCAAUGGUUGCUGCUGCUGCCGCGGCUGCCGCGGCCGCAGCUGCUGCCGCCGCCUCGCUGCAGGUGGCGCCGCCGCAGCCCUUUCUGGCGCUGCCCACCAAUCCCAUCAUUAUAGUGCCCUGCUCGCUCAUACGCGCAGCCAGCCUAAUACCGGGUCCACUCACCACCUCCACGUCGGGCAUUGUCAAUCCGGAAUCCACGUGCUUUACGCUCGACAAUGGCGCCCUCAAGCCGCUGGCCACGGCUCUCAAUAUCAAUGCGCUCACAGGCAACGCCACGCCCACGGCCACGCCCAAUCCAAUGGCCAGCAACAGCAGCCAGCAGCAGCCGGGCCUGCCCGCACAGGAGCCAGAGCGUUCAAGCGGCAUGGAGCCGGAACCCAAGAGCAGUCCGCCGGAGCCGAAGCGUAAGGAAGCCGGCGGCACACGUGAGACUACGCCGCUGGAUCUGUCGCUGCGCCGCUCGCCAAUCGCCGCGCUGCUCCAGCGCCAACGGCUGGUGCGCUCCGCCGCGCUGCUGGACGCCGAGGAGGCGCUACUGGGCGCUGCCAAGGAGAAUCUGGAGAGCGGAGUCGGCGGCAGCGUUACGCCGGAGCAAAUAGUAUGCGCGCCCUCGCUGCCCAGCAGCCCUUCGAUGAGUCCCUCGCCCAAGCGACGCGCCAUCAGUCCGCGCAGCUCAGGCGCCGGCAGCGCUGCCUCCAUGUCGCCGCCGGCGCUGGGCGUGGCCGUGCCACAUCAUCUGCUGGACCAGCUACCGCCACUGCGCUCCAUGCUGCCGGCGGACUUUGCGCUAACCGAAUCGCUGCUGGCCAAAACGAAUCCCGAGCUGGCGCUCAAGCUGGCGGCUGCCGCCGCCGCAGCCGUCGCGGGCAGCAGCAGCAGCGCCGAGCUGGCCACCAAGCUGGGCUUUCCCGCCAGCGCCGCUGCCAAUAGCGUCGCGCCCGGCGGCCAACAGCCGCAGAUCUAUGUCAAGCAGGGCGUCUCCAAGUGCAAGGAGUGCAACAUUGUCUUCUGCAAGUACGAGAACUAUCUGGCCCACAAGCAGCACUAUUGCUCCGCGCGCAACCAGGAGCCGACCGGCGAGGCUGAUUCCAAGAUCGGCGCGGUGACUCCGCCCGCGGCGGCGGACCGCAGUGGACCAGGCGCCGGACCGGGCGGCGCGGAGACCACGCCUGUGGCCUACCAGCAGCUCAUCUGCGCCGCCUGUGGCAUCAAGUACACCUCGCUGGAUAAUCUACGUGCCCAUCAGAACUAUUACUGUCCCAAGGGCGGGGCAGCUGCAGCAAGCGCGGCGGCGCCCGCCGAGGCGGCAACUGUGCCCCAGCUUAAGGAGAAGUGCGCCAAGUGCAAGACGCUGCAUGAGCCGGGCCAGCCCUGCGUUGUACCGCCGCCGCCUCUGCCGGCAGCCACGCCCCAACUGCCGCCCGCCGUCGUUGCCGGUUCGAACAGCGUGAACAAGUGUCCGGUUUGUGGUGUCAUCAGCCCAACCGCGGCGCUGGCACGCAAGCACAUGGAGAUGCACGGCACGGUGAAGGCGUUCCGCUGCAGCAUCUGCCAGUACAAGGGCAACACGCUGCGCGGCAUGCGCACCCACAUACGCACCCAUUUCGACAAGAAGACCAGCGACGUCAACGAGGAGCACUACAUGACCUGCAUCUUCGAGGAGGAUGCAGCCGGACAGGCAGCAGCAGCUGCAGCAGCGCAGCCACCGCCGCCAGCCUUGAGCCUGGAUCUGGCUGGACAGGUCGAGCAGCUCGACCAGCAUCCGGCCCAGCUCUUCAACUGCGAUCACUGCAACUAUGCCUCCACCUACAAGGGCAACGUGCUGCGCCACAUGAAGCUAUUGCAUCCGCACGUGGCCCUCAGUUCGCCCUCCAUUUCGCCUGAGUCGCGCGAACUUGACGCCAAUCCGCAUGCCCUGCCCGAAGUAGCCCUGGUCAAUGGCGAGCGCGAGGCCAGCUUCCACAUCAAAUCGGAGCCCUUGGAGCAGCCGGUGGCCACGCUAAGUCUGGUGCAUGAGAACAACAAUUCGCCGAUUGGAACGCCACAUACGCACAUCAAGGCCGAGCCGCUGGACAUGGGCAUGGAGCUGUCGACGCCCGCGCUGCCACCGCCGAUAGCCAACUCGCCGCUCGGCCCGAGCGCUGCGGAGGCCAUGAAGAAAUACUGUUCCACCUGCGACAUAUCGUUCAACUAUGUGAAGACCUUUCUGGCGCACAAGCAAUUCUACUGCAAGAGCAAGCUGCAUCGACCGGAGGCCAACGACAGCCCCAGUCCCACAGUGCUGAUCGGCGGUGGCGGCGGCGGCGUCGGUGGUGGUGUUGGGGGACCGACCACCAUGUUGCCGCUGCAGUCGCCCAGCGAGCUGCUACUACUGCAGAAGAACAAGGAGAACCUGCAGGAGGCGGCCAUUUGAGAGAGCCAGCUUAUGUGGGAGCUGCAGCGCAAGCAGCUGGAAUGGUACUACAAGUGCUUCUAACCCGACCACAUAAAACGUAACCACCAGCACCAUCAACACCACCGACAGGAUAUCGAAAGUAUUUGCGGAGAAUCUCCAGCUGUGCCGCCUGCAAGGACACGCCGAUAGAUAGAUCCAGAUUAAUCAUAACCAGGCAAUAUAGAUAUACAUACAUGAAGACAACCACACCUAGAUAGAUAUAGAUGUAGAUAUAGAUAAAGAUAUAUACUAUAUAUGUAUCUGUACCGUAGAAAUCAUGACAUAUAAUGCAUGCCAAAGCUUACCACUUAGAGAAGAAACCACAAUCGAAGUGCAAGAAACUA
Molecule: messenger RNA, 5190 nt
Organism: Drosophila virilis
Lineage: Eukaryota; Metazoa; Arthropoda; Insecta; Diptera; Drosophilidae
Gene: ush
Product: Zinc finger protein ush
Biological process (GO): heart development; cell differentiation; negative regulation of transcription by RNA polymerase II
Cellular component (GO): nucleus
Molecular function (GO): RNA polymerase II-specific DNA-binding transcription factor binding
Source: RefSeq, a predicted model, not a curated record